AGAAAUGGAACAAUACUUUGGCCACUGUUGAUGACGUUUCCCAAGUACCCGAGUACGCAUAUUGAGAAACGGCCAAAGGCGGAAUAAAGGUGCAAGUGCGAGUAUUCGGACAGGACCAGUAUCUGAUGGGAAAACGUAACACCUGUUUUAAAGUUUUAACUUCUUAUAUCUAGUGGCGCGGAAAUCUGACAGACCCACCGAAUUUUAACAUAGCUUACCCUCACUUCUCAAGUCUAAAGACACAGCUGAAAUAAUUCAAUUUGGAAAAAAAAAAAAUACCACUACCUCUAGCGGACAGUGUGAGAAUAGCUGCCACCUUUCUUUGAAUCAGUCAGCGGUAAUUGGUGACCCUCUGAGAAAGCUUCCGGUUCAUUCACAAAAUGUUGGAAAUAUUCAUUUUGAAGGUUGAGAAUCCAUCAUGCCUCUGGGGUCGGGUUGUUUGCGGUGCCGAUGGCAGUGUGGAGACCACAGAACAUUACACUACUCUCCAGGCUCAGAUGAACCUUUUCUACCAAGAUGUCACUAAAGAUCCGCAUCAACUGAAACCCACUUCGUUAGAGGAAGGACAGGUGUAUGUGGUGUACUGGGCUGUGAAGAAGUCAUGGUGUCGUGCUGUUGUGCGGUCCGUCAUCACCGACCCAACAUGCUGUCGAGCUUUCUGCUUCCUGGUUGACCAUGGAGAAAUGAUUGUGGUCUCCCUAGACAAGAUACGAGUGUCAUCACAGAAGUUCCUUCAGCUUCCUUUCUGGGUGAGGAGGUUCCAUCUGGCACGAAUCCAACCAAUAACCCUUCGAGUAUCUGUACUUACAGAAAAAGUAGAACUUGAACCUUCUAGACAGUGGGACUAUUCGGCUACACUUUACCUGCACAACUUGCUUCGAGCAUCCACCCAAACAGAAGCUGUGUUGCAUGAGUUGGAGUCGGACUCUACCUCCAUUGAGCUCUAUCUUACCAUCAGCAACAUCAAGAUCUGUGUGAAUGAUGACCUGGUGGCCAAUAGGUUUGCAUGUUACAGCAGCAGUGGCCUGGACGCCUGUGACAGAUUUCCUCUCAUGUUGUCCCCCAGCAUCCUAACUCAGACUGCAUCCAAAUGCUCUGACAAGCAGAUGGAGGAAAACCAGCAUUCUCCCAGUGAACAUGGAGGGUCAUCAGAGAGUCCUGGUGCUUCAGAAGCAGGGGACUGGCUGACAACUCCCUCUCUAUCUCAGAGUCAAAUCCCUGAGCUGGUUUCUUGUGAGGAAGGCAGCAGAUCAGAGGAUACUAAAGAACCAAUGUUUUUUAACAACCAAACCAAGCAUGGCCCAAAAGCUUCAGGGGCAGAGAGUGACUCUUCAGAGGAAACGGACUUCUCUCUUGCUUCAGCGCUAACCAAAAGCCUUGGUCUGUUCAGGUUCUUGAAGUUUCUAAAUCCUGGCAGAGGCAAUCAACUGGAAGACAAAGAGCAAAGCCAGGAAGGAGACGUCAGACCAGAAGCCAGAUGCAGAGAUGAUGACGCAGGAUCUCCUCAGGUGGAGCAGAAUGAUGACCUGAACAACCGUCAACCUGAGACGACUGAACUUUCUGAAACUGGCACUGAACAAGAGCAGGAUGCUGCCAGCAUUGUCUCAGAAACCAACCUACAAAGUAAAACUGGAGAUGUUUCUCGAAGUAUUCUAGUUGGAAGUCCUGGGCAUGUGGAAGCAAGUGAUUUAAGUACAUCAGUGCAGUGUGGAGUGAGGUGUGAAGAGGACAGAGUCUGCUCACGUCUUUUAGAGUGGCUGAACCCAGAGCCUUUCAACUCCGAUCCUGAUGCUGGAGAUGAGGUGGUUUCACUCGAUGAUCCCUGGGUGAAGGGGAUUCUAGUGCAUUCAACACUUUCCAUGGAACCAUGCAACACAUUAGAAGACGCUCCCAUCACAAAUUCUCUUCAUCAGGUCUUGGUUCAGAAAAACUAUCGCACUCUUUCUCCAGCUGACUGCUACAGUUGGCCAGCUAUAGCUCGUGGCUGCAACACUUUUGUUAUCUCCCAGAAUGCUGACCAGCCACUUGGCUACCUUAUCCCCCUGCUCACCCACAUUUUUUUGAACUCCCUCCUCUUAUCCCACCUCUCCAGUUCAGGGCCCAUAGCAGUGCUGCUGUGUCCAGGCUGGGAAAAGGCUCAGAUGAUAUACAACCUGCUGGAGGAAAGCAAGGUUUCUCAAACCCUCCACCCAAUUAUUGUCUUGGUGGGCAUUGGCAAGGAUGAAGCCAAGGCUGUAAAAUUCCCCAAAAACUGCCUGCUGUUAGUGACCACGCCAUUCACUCUUGUCCGUUUGCUGUCUUGUCACUGCUUUCUUUUCCUGCGACUGUACCAUCUAGUAUUAGAUGAGGCUGACCAGCUCUUCACUUUUGCACCUGAUGAGAUGGCAACCAUCCUACAACAUUUUCAGAAGGUGACUUCCAGUGAAGAGAAAACAUCUUGUCCUCGGCAACUGGUUGCUGUGGCCAAAAGAUGGACCAGUCCCAUGGAGGAUCUAAUCUCUAAUCAUAUGCCCGAUCCCUCCAUCGUUAUAACUGUCCCUGAGGAGGCUGCACUGUAUGGUAACAUCCAGCAGGUUAUCCUGAUGACUGUUGAGAGCAACAAGAUAUCUGCACUUCUGGGAGUGUUGGAUUUCAGUCCUGAAGUUGGCCAAAAGACCCUGAUUGUAGCAAACUCUGCUGAGGAGGUUGAAGAUGUGUUUAAGGCUGUCGGCAACAAAUCGGCAUUCUGUCUCAAGAUCCACAAGGGAUUACUGGACCAGCUUGACUUUGUCAUCCAGCAGUGGAGGAAAAACAUUGGCCCUGGCACUCAUGUUAUCCUGGUGAGCACCAGUGAGUGCUUGAAGAGCCUUGGUAUCAGAGAUGCAGCUUGUGUUGUCCACUAUGGAUUUCCGCCUUCUCCUAAAGUGUUUGGCUACAGACUCUUUUGCAUGGCUGAAAACUUUCGAAAUCUACCUAAACAAGAUCAAACAGACGGUGGUUCUCCAGUCAGCAGAUCAGUGCUGCUGAUCUCAGAACGAAAUGCUCGUCACGUUGUAGGAGUUCUCCGUUAUCUGGAACGAACUGACGCGCCACUUCCGCCUGUACUGUUCUCCUUUGCUGAGGGGGUACAUGUGGCCCGCGAAGACCAGAAGACAGAUCGACCUUUUUGCAGCUAUCUGAAGAGCUUUGGAUUCUGCAGGGAUAGGAGUGUGUGUCCUGAUCGUCACAGAAUCAACCCUCAGUCAGAUCAGUCUGCUCUUCCUUCAUCCGGAGUCAUUGAAGUCUUACCGCUCUACAUUAAGACAGCAUCUGUCUUCUAUGGUCGUUUGGUCAGACAGAAUGACAAGGAGUUUGAUAAAAUGGCCUCCGAGAUGAUGUCUUAUUAUGCUGACAAGAAACCUGGAGCCAAGGAGCUGCUGGAAGGAGCUUUAUAUGCAGUUCAAGAGGACGAGAUCUUCCACAGAGUGAAGAUCCUGGCGCUACCUGACCAUGGUCAAAGCAUCUUUUACAAGGUCUUGGUUCAGUUCAUUGACAUUGGAAAGGAGAGUGAUGUCAAAUCCCAUCAGAUCCUUGAGCUGCCGCCACAGUUUCAUUCUCUGCCUCACCAAGCCGUCGAGAUGGUGGUCUGCAGGGUGAAGCCAGCUGAUGCUGAGAUUGAGUGGCAUCCAAAGGUCACCAGAGCAAUCAGCCAGAAGAUCCGAGGUCUGCAGCAUCGAGCCAGAGCCGUUCUGUGCCUGGGGAAUACAGUUUUUGUCGAUCCUAUGGUACGAGUUACUCAGAUGCCAGGCACAAAAACAUUUAUAAAUGAGUACAAUGUGCAGACUGAGAUCCUAAAGACAGGGAUGGGAGUCAGUAACCCCGAGCAUCUGGACUUCUUCAGAGCAGCGGUUCAAGAAAAUAGCAGCAAAGACGGAGAAGAAAAGGAGCAGAGAGGAGAUCACGCAUCAAGCGACGAAGACAGAAGAGGAAUUUGCGAAAGUAAUCCUGCUGCCUCCAUGAACCUUCAUGAAAACGGCGAGCCUGAUGGUGAUGAGCAAGUUGUGUCCAGAGAUGAAACGGUCUGCAAUGACCUGUCAAAGAGUUUAUACCCUCAGGUUGUUUGGUACCAGACCUGUGACUCUGUAAUCAUAACAGUGAAGUUGAUGAACCCAGAGGGUCAACGUUGCAAUUUCUACACAGACAGAGUUGUUUACAGUGGCAGUGUGAACGGUCGUUCCUACAGGGCUGACCUGGAGCUUCACCAAAACAUAGAAGCCGACAUUUGCCACUGGGAAAUGAAGUCCAAUCAGCCUGUUCUUAAACUGGUAAAACAGCAGCAAGGACACUGGGAGAGACUCAUCAGGAGUAAGAAUAUUUUUGUGAGUUACGACAUGGACCAUGUUGACGACGACGAAGAAAAAUCAUCAAGUUGUGUGUUUGUGGAGAAUACAGGAGAGGACUGCUGCUACCUGAACUCAGAGAGCGGCAGCGAUAGUGACUGAACCCAAAAUGUUCUUGUUGUUUCCAUCUUCACCUUUUCCCUUUUAGAUAUAUUUCAGAUUCCUUUUGCAGUUGGUUUUAUUGUUCUUACUUGUGGAGUUUAGAUGGGUGCCCUUCAUAGGCCAACAUUUGGAGUCUGAAAUCUAGUUGUUUGGAAAUUGUCGUUUUUUUUUUUUUUAAUCUAUUGUUUCAGUCGCAGAUGAGCAAAUACUAAAAGAUUCAUUUUCAUUCAUUCAUUUUAUUUUAUGUCAGCAUUCAUUUAGGUCUGGGUAUAUAGGUCAAGACACAUGACUGUUUUCUUCCUUUAAAAACAAUUCAUAAUCAGAUUUAAUGAUAGCUUGUGACAGCGUGGGCAAUUGAGAAACCAAAUUUUGUUGUUAACUUGUAAAAAUUAAACAGAAUUGAAUUGUUCCCCCA
Messenger RNA from Gambusia affinis (western mosquitofish), 4875 nucleotides. It is a transcript of the gene tdrd12, whose product is annotated as tudor domain containing 12. The transcript has 37 exons. Gene Ontology annotation, biological process: transposable element silencing; germ-line stem cell division. Lineage: Eukaryota; Metazoa; Chordata; Actinopteri; Cyprinodontiformes; Poeciliidae. The coding region runs from base 381 to 4460 and encodes 1359 amino acids. The record is from RefSeq and is a predicted model, not a curated record.